This is a messenger RNA of Acanthaster planci (crown-of-thorns starfish), 1600 nucleotides long. RefSeq names its product annexin A13-like. Gene Ontology annotation, cellular component: cytoplasm; plasma membrane; nucleus. Lineage: Eukaryota; Metazoa; Echinodermata; Asteroidea; Valvatida; Acanthasteridae. Gene Ontology annotation, molecular function: calcium ion binding; calcium-dependent phospholipid binding; phosphatidylserine binding. The record is from RefSeq and is a predicted model, not a curated record.
AUCAGUUGGUGGAAAUGCAGUGAUGAUCAAUAUUAGAUAGACGCCCACUCACACCGCACCACCAUCUUCCAAAGUUCAAUCUGAUUGGGAUUUUAUCGACGGCCAACAAGGCUUUAGGUCCUUUUGAGCAGGGAGUGCUAGCAAACGAAGGUCUGUCUUUUGAGCACUGUUUUGAGGGACUUGCAACAGGUUUUUCAGGAGGAGAAAAUGGCUGAGCUUGCCGAGUACAUCAUCAGAUACAGGGCUGCAAGGGCUGGACUGGCGUUACUGGGAACCAUCUUGGCCAAGGCUGACUUCGAUGCCGAGCAAGAUGCGCAGACACUAAAAGACGCCAUGAAAGGAUUUGGUACCGAUGAGGAUGCGAUUAUCGAGUUGAUCACCGACAGGACAUCCGAAGAACGCCAGCACAUCGCAUGGAAGUACAAGGCUUGCUUUGGAGAGGACCUCGUGGAAGACUUGAAGAGGGAGCUUCGAGGCAACCUGGAGACGGCCGUCGAAGCCUUGAUGUUGCCCGCUCCUGUCUACGAUGCCAAGACACUGCGUGAAGCAAUGAGGGGGCCUGGCACUGAUGAAAAGACCAUCAUCGAGAUUAUGUGCACGAGAAUGAACGAGGAGAUCGAGGCAAUCAAGAUAGCCUACAGUGCAAGGUACGAUCGUAAUUUGGGCGAGGAUCUGUAUCACGAGACAUCCGGGGACUUCAAGAACCUCAUGCUGUCCAUUUACGCGUGCCAACGUGAUGAAAGUGACGAGGUUGAUGAAGACAAGGCAAAAGAGGAAGCCCAGGAGCUGUACGAUGCCGGGGAGGAUCGAUGGGGUACGGAUGAAAGUACAUUCAACAAGAUCCUUGCCACUAGGAAUUUCGAUCAGUUGAAGGAGACAUUCAAACAGUACAAGGAGAUUGCCGAUUGUGACAUCGAGGAGUCCAUCAGAGAUGAGUGCAGCGGUAACCUGCGGGACGGAUACCUGGCUAUUGUUUCUCGUGCAAAGAGCUGCGCUGAGUUCUUCGCAGACCGCUUGUACGACGCCCUGAAAGGGGCCGGCACGGACGACGAACAGCUCAUCAGAUGCGUGGUCACACGCGCUGAGAUUGACAUGAAAAGUGUGAAGAUCGCUUUCUUCUUAAAGUACGGUGUGGGCCUGAAGAGCUUCAUUGCUUCCGACUGUUCCGGAGACUACGCUAAACUCCUGCUGGCCCUGGUGAAGACCGAUGAAGAUUAGGGCGCCACCAAGAGGGACUUGGAGCACAGCAACCUAUUGCUUAAUUUAGAACUGCGUUAGCGACUAUAUGUAGGCCUAUACUGUAGCCCCCAUCCUGGUACCCACUCCCCUUUUACCGUCGGCUAUCUGUCGAGGUCGUUUUUAUUCAUCAAAUUCCCACACAAUAAAGAUGCUGCGUGCUUUCUAUGGCGUAAAAAGGACGUGCUUUCAGGAGUGCCAUCCGAAGGAAGACCAGCUACUGUUGCAUCCGAAUCUGUUGUCUGAAGCUAGGUCUAUUAUCUCAUCGCCCGUUGGAAUAUACCAUGCAAGAUAUGGGACGGAGGGGUCCCCCCCUUACCUGUUCAAUCCCUAUACACUCUCUAGACUAUUGUUACCUAACACA